AUGAGCCUCAAUAUAUCGACAACAGCAGCUAUUCGAAGGAGAUUUGACACAGGCUCAACGCAUCUCGCGUUUCGAUCAUCGAUUCGGCCAUCCGCCACACAGAUGCCCUCACCUCUCCUUGAGCUCCCGUCUGAGCUCCGCAACAUGAUCUGGGAGUAUGCGCUCACCAACGACACCAGAUCCCUACGGUACAACCCCGACACCAAACGCUUCGACGUUUCUCAGAUUGGGGCAGGACUGCUGGUAACAUGUCGCUCAAUCUCGUUGGAGACAUUGCACACGCCAAUAUGUCUAAACACAUUGUUUUUCAAUGUCGGCACGAUAGGAGAUGUGGAUAUGUGGCUCCUGCUGGCGAAAUUGGAGAGACUCGAACAAGCUACGCAGUGUUCGCUGAGACUGCCCCCGACGCCGCAGAAGCUGGCAGAGGCGCCUUCAACAACGCCUGAAUUUGUUACUCUGAGCCGGUAG
Molecule: messenger RNA, 468 nt
Organism: Ascochyta rabiei
Lineage: Eukaryota; Fungi; Ascomycota; Dothideomycetes; Pleosporales; Didymellaceae
Exons: 1
Coding region: 1-468 (155 amino acids)
Source: RefSeq, a predicted model, not a curated record